AUGAAGGACAUUUCAUCCCAGCCCCCGAGCAACAGCAACAACUCCAGACACGCCUCCAUCGUGGAGAUGCUCUCCACGCCUCCGGCCAUCCCUCAGCAGCCUCCCUCAAACGUCGAACUCGAGGCUAUUUCCCUGUCGCGCACUGGCAGCAGCGCGUCCCUUGACUCACAGAUGAGCGCGACCACCUCCUGUCUCACCAAGGUGCACACGCAGAAAUGGCAGCACAUCCCGCUCUCGCAGCUUAUCGAGCAAAACAAGCUGAUCUUCGUCGACGCGGCGAUUUCUGUGGAAGAGGCCUUCAACACCUUGGUGCGCCACAACCUCACAUCCGUGCCGGUCGAGCAGUUCCCGGGCGACAUGAACUGCUUCACAUUUGACUACAAUGACUUGAACUCCUACCUGCUUCUGGUGCUCAACAAGAUUCAGGUAAACGACCCCCAGGUUGCACGCGACUGCCAAAUGGGCAAGCCUGUGCCUGUGGGGAAGAUCGUGAAGCUGACGCCGAAAAACCAAUUCCACAAGCUGCGCGAGGUCGACAACCUCACCACUGCCAUGAGCUUACUGGGAUCUGGGGUACAUCGCGUUGCUAUCACCGACCCUGCCUCGACUCAAAUCAGAGGUGUUCUUUCCCAGAGACGCCUGACUAAGUAUCUGUGGGACAACGCCCGCCAGUUCAGCAACCUGCAGCCGCUGCUCAACUCCAGCUUGAAGGAGCUGGGUAUCGGGGUUCUGAACUCCCACACAGCUCCUACCAGCAGACAAUCGCGCGUGAUCUCUAUCCAAGGCGAGGAGCAGCUCAUAAUGGCCCUUUUCAAGAUGCAUACUGAGCGGAUUUCAUCCAUUGCCGUUGUUGACCACCAGGGGAACCUUCUGGGCAACAUCAGUGUCACGGACGUUAAGCACGUAACCAGAACAUCCCAGUACCCCCUUCUACACAACACCUGUCGCCACUUCAUUUCAGUGAUUCUAAACUCCCGUGGCCUGGAAAUGGGCAAGGACUCAUUCCCUAUUUUUCACGUUUACCCAUCCAGUUCUCUAGCAAGGACUCUAGCAAAGCUGGUCGCAACUAAGGCGCAUAGACUAUGGAUAGUCCAGCCUGAAAACUCUGGCUCCUCAGCUUCCUCUUCUUCCCUGGCGGCGCCCUCACCACAGUCCAUCCCAAUCAGUACACAGGCCAGCAGCAGCAGCGAUCAUGAAAACUCCGGUAGAUCCGGUUCUCCUAUAAGCGUCAAGAGCUUGGAGGAGUCUUCGCCUACUACAAGCACGCCGCUUUUUGAAAAGGAAUAUCGUACUGGAAAGCUUAUUGGUGUGGUCUCCCUCACCGACAUUUUAGGGCUGCUGGCCAGGAGGCAGACUGAGCACACACAAGUAGAUCCCCAAGCUGCCAGAAGACAGAGAGGAAGUGUAGGUGUGUAA
Molecule: messenger RNA, 1416 nt
Organism: Lachancea thermotolerans CBS 6340
Lineage: Eukaryota; Fungi; Ascomycota; Saccharomycetes; Saccharomycetales; Saccharomycetaceae
Product: KLTH0H06776p
Exons: 1
Coding region: 1-1416 (471 amino acids)
Biological process (GO): regulation of mitotic metaphase/anaphase transition; cellular response to glucose starvation
Molecular function (GO): protein serine/threonine phosphatase inhibitor activity
Source: RefSeq, a predicted model, not a curated record